Molecule: messenger RNA, 2544 nt
Organism: Lachancea sp. 'fantastica'
Lineage: Eukaryota; Fungi; Ascomycota; Saccharomycetes; Saccharomycetales; Saccharomycetaceae
Source: the annotation of a GenBank genome assembly
AUGUCCGGGAAGAAGCUCAAAAACAAGAAUCAGCUUUUCAAGCGUCAAAAAGUGAUCGAUGCCCGUACAAUACGAACAGAAGCUCUAAGCUCGACUCCCAAGGCUGCUAACGAGCUUUCAGAAAGCGGUAGCAUGCUUAAAGUCCCUGAAUUUAUGCUUUCGCGUGAAUUUGAGGUCAAGCAACUCCAGCACGCCAUUCAUAAAUCAAAAUCGGUCUCUUCCACACGAGUUUUUCAGUCUUUACCAAGGAAACUUCGCCGCAGAACAGCUUCCCACAAUGUAAAAAGGAUACCUAAACGCCUCAGAAAUCGAGCUCUCCGAGAAAUGCGCAAAAGCGAUCAGACAGUCACCAAAGGAACCGCGACUCUAUCGAAAAAGAGAAAGUACGGUCUCACCGCCAAACAAUUGUACAAGGCGCGUAUGGCUGUCAAACUACUUCGUUUAGCGGCCAGAUCCAAAUCGAUGAAAUUAGCAUUCCCAGCUGAUGCCACUGCAAGUCAUCACAAUCUGCGAAAACGGGUCAAGGCUUUUCAAAAAAAUAUCAAAGAACACACAAAAGGCAAGGUCCGCGUAUCCAGAAAUAAUGUCUUGGGAAGCUUUGAUUCAACUGGUGUAAACACCACUGCUGUCAAGCCUAUAGGCCGAAUCAAGUUCAUGAAAAGACAAAAAGCAUUCUCUUGGCUGCCCACCCAUGUAUGGAGCGCUAAAAGAUCGCACAUGUUGAAAAGGUGGGGAUAUCAAAUACCUUGGUCACCCACUCAAAAGUGUUUCAAGCUAGCCCACAGACUUGGCAACAGUGUCUCUACUUCGGACGGUGCAUUGAGUCUAGAUUCAAGCUAUGUUGGUACCAUUAUUUUGGCAUGCGAAAAUUCGGAGCUUCUCAAGGAACAGAUUUCUCUACUUACCAAUAAGAGAGGUUCACUACCGAAGUACCGCAACUCACAGCAUUGGUUUGAAGGCCCGAUUUAUGAUGACCAAGGAGUUUUAUUGGGACCUGGUGAGCUUCUGUGGAUCAGCUCGCAAAAAUGUUUGUUACGCAUUCACCCAUCGUUUUUUGACAGCGUUUUUAAACAACUAACGGCGCUAGGCGAGGCUGGGCUCACUGUUUAUGACUGUCGUUAUGCUAUCUCGAGUAUUACUCUCACCGGUGCCAAAUCGCUGAACGCUCUUUCGCAGGUGCUACGCAGCUCUGAGGCUUCUCAAUCAUACAGUCAAUUCAAGAAAUUUUCAUAUGUAGCAGAUAUCAAUCUGCUACCGCAGAGAACCAUAUUUGCCUUUGAUGCAUUGGAUCCGAGGCACCUUUCGAACCCGAAGAAGCUGCCUAAGCUGAGUCCAAGCGUCAGUGAUGUUUUAGAGCUUCAAUCGGGUUAUCCUCAAAGUGAAAUCACGUCGGUUCUUGAACAGCUGUCUGAUCCGAAGGAACGUGAAAAAUCAUAUUCAAAUCAGCAAACUUUGAAAAACCUUGCGUCGCGGCGCAGAGCGCUGCUUGGCUCAAGCACACGCACCAAUGCUAUCCCGUUUAUAAAGGGAUCUGACCCACUUUUCCCUAUCGUGAUUUCAAAACUUCCAAAACGUGAGGCAUGGCUUGUUUUGAUUCCAUGGUUCUGGCAGCUUCCGCUAUGGUACCAACUGCAUAGGAUAUCACGAGUACAUCAUAUGGGCCUGCGUCAAAUUCAGCAAUUAGAUUACGAGAACAGUAGACUCUUCUUCCCGGACGACUACCCAUUCACAAAGGCUGGUUUUGAAGAAAAUCUGUUGAAAAGAUCUGUGCAAGAAGCGCGCUGGAAACGCCAGCCGGUCGGUAAACGAAUCAAUUACUCUAAAAUUUCGGAACUUCAUGUGGAAACGCCAAUUAUGUUUCCCGGUGAGGUCGGAGAUCCCUUCUCUUGUGACUGGCGUUUCUUACAAGUUUUGAGAAACGGUUUGAUGUACUUGCUAUCUCACAGCGACAAAGAUCUGAAAAUGUGCGACUCUAAGCGAACCUCUCAAUUUGACGAGUUAAACCAACGCAGGCUGGAGUAUAUCAACGACGUCGUUGAACUUUAUGGAGACGUGUGUGCUGGUAGGUACAAGCCUUUUGGAUUACCACUAGAGCUGGUCAACCAGUCAAUUUCGAGAUUCAAGCCCAGUGUACGAGAUUUUACCGCAGGCCAGCAAUCCUUGCAGCAAACCAUUGUCUCUUGUCCUCUUCCAGUAGUAGCUAUUAGCUGUAAAUUCUUGGAAAGAGGACAUCCCAAGGACUCUGCACGGAUCUAUUCAAUUCCCGAGAAGGAUCUUGGCUACUGGCGGUCGAUCUCACAAUUACAGUCGCGCGCAAACGGUAAAAGAGAUCACGAAUCUCAGCAUCCUGUACCACAAGUGUCAGAUUUGAUUGGAUUUGCCACAUGUGGCACAUUCCAUUUGGGAGAAGGUUGCGGCGUCUGCACGGGGUUUAUCGACGCUCGCGAAGCCCAAAAAUUGGAUUCAGUCCAUAAUUUUGUUUUGGUCAGAAAUGUGGGCACAAAUGUUUAUAGACUAGCAAAAUGGACACAGAUCUUGAUUUGA